UACGCUUUGGGGUGUGCCGUGUGCCUAUAUAUAUAUUCAGAACACGUACUUAAUUGAUACGAGCGCAGCUCAAUCAUCAGGACGCUAAACUUGGUUCAAGGUGAUAUUCUAGUCUCUCUAGACUACAUGCAUGACGGGAGGACAUCAGGAAGGUAGCAGCAGCCGUACUAGAGAUGUCCCCCGAGGAAGUGGUGGAAUCACCUACUUCAUCGGAAGAAUCGUCGUCCCACGCCAAUAUAAACCGCAAUGCGUCUCCAUCGGGCCCUACCACAGGAAUAUGCCUCUCCGGGGGAACGUGGAGAAGAAAGAAUGCCUCAACGACAUCCUGCGCAAGGAGGCGCAGAGGCGCAGCGGCGAUCUAUCUUCAUCGGAAAUUAAGAGCGAAUGGAUGAACGAGCUGAGUAGAUACGUGGAUAAUUCACCCGAGUGCUACUACGACUUCAACUCUUUAAAUAAAAACGAAAAGCAUAUGACAACGGAGGAUUUCUUGAGCAUGCUGCUCGAGGACGGCUGCUACAUCCUUCACAAGUUCGUAGUUCGACAGGAUAGGACAGCAGCGGUAGGAGGAGGAGGAGGUAGCGGACGAUACAGGGAAGACAUCGACGUUAACGUACAACGCGACAUCAUCUACCUCGCUGAGAAUCAGAUACCGUUCUUCAUCCUAGACAAGAUCAACGGAAUAAUAGGUUGGAGCGUGACUGGUAAACCUCUGGUAGAGGUGUUCUGCUCGUACAUCGAACGAGAGGUGCUCAACUGGUACGGGUACGCCAUCGGACAGCGGUGGAACGUGACACCGGAACCCAUUCAUCUCCUGCACCUGCUGCACAUACUCCUGAUAGGAUGCCAGAAGCCGCGGGCGCUGACACACACACACCAGGUGGCUACCGGCGCAGCAGUUCCGACGGAGCCGCACGCUGCUCGUUCCCGCAUCGAGGCGUCAUCGGCGAACAUCACCCGGCAGAACGAAACAGCGAUCGAGAUGGUGCCAGUCAUCACGGAUGCCUCGACUACCCAGCACGAGCAGACAGCAGCAGGGACGCGCGCCGCCCAUUCCCACGGCGAGGCGUCAUCGGGGAACCACCCCCAGCAGGACGAAACAGCGAUCGACGUCAUCACGGGCGCCUCGGCGACCGAGCACAGGAAUGAGAAGCCACCAGAGAAGAAGGGGGUGCGCCGUUUCCUUCGUUGGCGCCGGGCCAAGCAAUAUGAAAAGGCCCGCGUCGAUCUCACAGGCGUCGACCUGAUUUCCAUCGCCGAGGGCCCCGGCGGCGAGGCAUGCGGUGCUCUCUCAAUCCUGGAUGUGAAGCUGAUCGGGCGGUGUGGCGGAAUACGACUCGAAUUUCCCAGCCUGUACGUCGAUGGCGAGACAUGGUGCAUGCUAGGCAACCUAAUCGGGCUGGAGCAGAGCAACCCUGACAUGAUCCCGCAGCGUGUCACGGCGUACUGCGUGCUCAUGUCCCAGCUGGCGUGCACCAAGGAAGACGUCGAGCUGCUGGCCCGGAGACGCGUCACCGAUCACCUUAUGCGCAACGACGAAGAUUGUGCCACAAAAUUCGCCGCUCUCUGCGACGGGGUCAACUUCAACCUGGACGACCCUAGCCGCAACUACCUGCAGAAAGAGUGUGUGGCGCUGGACCAACGCUACCGGAGUCGGCCAUCCCAAUGGACAGCGUGGAUGCUGCGCGAGCACUGCCGCAACCCCUGCGUCGCCGUCGCUUCUGUGCUUGCCAUCAUCGCCAUCGCGUUCGGCGUGCUGCAGGCUGUCUAUACGGUCCUAAAGCUCGUGCGAAAGGUAAAAUAACAAUCUGAUUGAGCCUGCAGUUUGUGUGUGGAAAGCGCUCGUAUAGGCAUAUAUGUGUUUGUUUCAAGUCUAUUUCUUAUCUUUUCCCUAUCUUUUCUUCUUAAAUUACUUAUUCCACUUUGAGUGGUCUGUUUAUAAACUCAUAAUAAGAGCUUUGUCCAUCGCCAGACAUAAAGCGUCUACAAUUAUAUAAAAAAUAUAAACAUGUAUCUGUCAUCUACUUGCCAUUAAUUAUGUCAAACUAUGUGGAAUUCUGGAUUGUAUAUUUC
Molecule: messenger RNA, 2070 nt
Organism: Oryza sativa Japonica Group (Japanese rice)
Lineage: Eukaryota; Viridiplantae; Streptophyta; Magnoliopsida; Poales; Poaceae
Product: UPF0481 protein At3g47200
Source: RefSeq, a predicted model, not a curated record